CCAGCGGAUACAUAAACAAGUAGUCCGCUGCAACCCCUCGGAGCCAAAACCAAAAGCAAACCACCACCGCCACCACUUGCACCACCCAACCACCAAUAACAACAACGGCAGCCCAUCUGUAACCGAAAGCCUCCGCAGUUAAUAUUACUAUUCCGAUUUCUAUCCAACAUGGCACUGGACUUUGUGGCCACCUAUAAGGUCCUGGUACUGGGCGACUCCAAUGUGGGCAAGACCUGCAUCGUGCACAGAUAUUGCGACGAGAAGUACUACGACACAUACAUCUCCACCAUAGGCAUAGACUUCAAGCAGAAGCUUAUUAACCUGGACGGCGUGCCCAUUAAGCUGCAAAUCUGGGACACGGCAGGACAGGAGCGAUUCCGUACACUGACCACUGCGUACUACCGCGGAGCCAUGGGCAUCCUGCUCAUGUACGACGUGACCAACCUGGAGAGCUACAACAACCUGUCCUACUGGUUGCGCAACAUCCAGGAGAACGCCUCGCCGGAUGUGGUCAAGGUGCUGGCGGGCAACAAGUGCGAGUGCUCCGCCACCCAGCGCAUGGUGGACAAGGAACGGGGCGAAAAGAUUGCCGAAAACUUUGAUAUGCCGUUUUUCGAGGUGUCGUGCAAGUCAAACAUAAACAUAGAGGAUGCGUUUCUAUCACUGGCCCGCAAAAUCCGAGAACAAAGAGAGCGACGGGGAGACAACUUUGACAACGACGAGAGCAAAGACAAGAAAUCACCUGGCUCCAAUGGCCUCGGAACCUUCAGUUUGGGCAGUCUUUCGGGCGAGAAUCGCUGCACCUGCUAAAUAAUAGUAAUAGUCGAUGGAUUACGAUUACGAUGACGAUGCGAUCGCAACCGCAAACCGCAAAACCUGAACAAGUUGUCCAAAGCUAUUGAGCGUUGUAGCAUUGUAGCCAAGUUCGUGAGUAGGCCACGUUUUAAAUGCAAACCAAACAAACCACUUGAGGGGCUGCCUGCAUUGUAUUCUAUGUGUAAAGCGUUCAGAUUGUGCAUUUUAAGGUACACUUAGUCCAAGAGAAGAUAGCAUAAAUAUUUUAGCAUAUUCCUGCAAAUACAUAACGGUCGAUUAUACAUGCAUAUUGUCUCGAUUCCAAUAACUAUAAUCUAAUGCUAAAUACAUUUAUACUCGUAAGAAAACAAA
This is a messenger RNA of Drosophila gunungcola (fruit fly), 1167 nucleotides long. It is a transcript of the gene RabX4, whose product is annotated as ras-related protein Rab-13. The transcript is spliced from 4 exons. Lineage: Eukaryota; Metazoa; Arthropoda; Insecta; Diptera; Drosophilidae. Gene Ontology annotation, molecular function: GTPase activity; GTP binding. The coding region runs from base 169 to 810 and encodes 213 amino acids. The record is from RefSeq and is a predicted model, not a curated record.